Molecule: messenger RNA, 3651 nt
Organism: Onychostoma macrolepis
Lineage: Eukaryota; Metazoa; Chordata; Actinopteri; Cypriniformes; Cyprinidae
Gene: lhx5
Product: LIM homeobox 5
Exons: 5
Coding region: 551-1756 (401 amino acids)
Biological process (GO): regulation of transcription by RNA polymerase II; neuron differentiation
Cellular component (GO): nucleus
Molecular function (GO): RNA polymerase II transcription regulatory region sequence-specific DNA binding; DNA-binding transcription factor activity, RNA polymerase II-specific
Source: RefSeq, a predicted model, not a curated record
UAGCUUUACCACCCUCAGCCUUUAUAAACGUUUUACCAAACCCAAGGUAGAACUUUGGAAGCAGUCUGAGAGUACCGAUAUUUAAACCCGUUGCCAUGGCAACUUGUCCGCGAUUGGCCACCGCGGCGUUAGUACAAGAAAAACGUCAUCAAAUCUGAAUACGGAUGCGAGAGGCUCCCGCGAACUGGAACAGAGUGAUGCAAAAAGUGUCGGUGAGGUGAGUGGACACACGCAGGUGGAUCAACAGCACAAAACCAAACCAGGAGGAAAACUUGGAGAAGCUUUUUUGUUAGCAAACUCUCUGCAACGAAUAGAUCUAUUUUCUGAUUCCGUGGAUUUCUGGAUGCCGACAGGUAUAAUGCAUAACAAUCACGUCCGGAGUGUUUACCUCUAGGCGUGGUGGAGACACGUUCUCAAGACGGAACAUUUGCUCUGCUGUUGCCUCCCUCUUCAAGAAGCCAAGACGUUGCUCCGCACCGAUUCGUGUGGCCCCAAUCCGAGGCGCGGUGCCCGUUUGGGAAGGUCGGCUCUCGGUCCCCUCCAGGGCGGAAUGAUGGUGCACUGCGCGGGGUGUGAGAGGCCCAUUCUCGAUCGGUUCCUCUUGAACGUUCUGGACCGCGCAUGGCACGCCAAGUGUGUCCAGUGCUGCGAGUGUAACUGCAACCUGACCGAAAAAUGUUUCUCCAGGGAUGGAAAGCUCUAUUGCAAAAUUGACUUUUUCAGGCGUUUUGGUACGAAAUGCGCAGGCUGCUUGCAGGGCAUUUCGCCCAGCGACCUCGUGAGAAGAGCGCGCAGCAAAGUGUUCCACCUGAACUGUUUCACGUGCAUGGUGUGCAACAAACAGCUGUCCACGGGCGAGGAGCUCUACGUCAUCGACGAAAACAAAUUUGUGUGUAAAGAGGACUACACAAGCGCGAGCGCUAUCAAAGAGGUCAAUUUAAACUCAGUGUCAUCAUGUACGGACCGGAGUUUAUCGCCCGAUCUUCCGGACACGAUCCAGGACGACACGAAGGAGACGGACAAUUCCACAUCCUCAGAUAAGGACACUAACAACAACGAGAACGAAGAGCAAAACUCGUGCACGAAGCGGCGGGGCCCACGCACCACCAUCAAGGCCAAACAGCUCGAGACUCUGAAAGCCGCGUUCGUGGCGACGCCGAAGCCCACGCGACACAUCCGCGAGCAGCUCGCGCAGGAGACAGGCCUCAACAUGCGAGUCAUACAGGUGUGGUUUCAAAAUCGGCGGUCUAAAGAACGCAGAAUGAAGCAGCUCAGCGCUCUCGGUGCUCGACGACACGCUUUCUUCAGGGGACCACGCAGAAUGAGGCCACUCGGAGGAAGACUAGAGGACCCUGACAUAAUGGGCCCCGGAGGAUACAGCUACUAUGGAGAAUACCAAGGCGACUACUACGGGCCAGUGGUCAACUACGAUUUCUUCCCUCACGGACCCCCUUCCUCACAGGCACAGUCUCCAGCAGAGUCCCCUUACCUCCUCAGCUCGGGUUCAGGAGCCCUGGAGGGCGGCCCGGUCUCUGCUCACCACCCCUCAGACGACCAAAGGUUCACGGACAUGAUCUCCCACACAGAUACCCCCAGUCCCGAGCCAGGCAUGACCGGACCUCUCCAUCCCAAUCCACAGGGGGAGGGUGGCUUCACAGGGGGUCCGAGUCCACCCUUCCCCCUUGCCAACAACACCAGUUACAGCGGCCCCAUGUCCCAUCCUGGUCAAGAGAUGGGGGAGAACACUGUUUGGUAGGACAGAGAGAUAGGAAAGACUCUGAUCUAUGGACACAAGAGGGAAUUCCACCCUAACUGGUCUGCCUUAGUGCUAUAGGUUACUGAGGGAGGGUUUAUCGGCUGGUCAUGGACCAGAACAAACCAAUACUUGGACCUGAAAGGUGGAAAGACAUCGUGCAAAUGACCCUCUCUUGCAGUUUAGUUUCUACUGUCAAAGGAUGUGUAUGGUCAGUGGUCAUCUUGACCAAUCACAUUGGUUUGAUUCCGUUGAUAUGGUUUCCUUUGUUCAAUAUUACGAUUGCGACAAUAGCGCAGAUGUUCGUCCAAGGGGUUUUCUACUGCUUUGACUUACUGAUUAGUAAAAGCUGUCAAACUGCAUUUGAUGGUCAGAAGCGAGCUAGUACUUAAAGGUAACACCAUUUUCAUCCUUUCGUUGGCUUUAGUUUCUUCCUUUUCUGAGAUACUGAGGCUCAAUUUGUUCAAAUUUAAAAAAAAAAAAAAUUGUUUUCUUUUCUGUCUUAAAACUGGUCCAUUUGUAACAUAUUUGGUUCAUUCAUUAACUGCUGAACUGGUUCAUUAAACAUUUCGAUGAACACUCAGUUAUACCUGUGUUCUGAUGAAUCUAUGCCUGUCAAAACACACUUCGUGCUAAUCAAAUAUCUUAUACGUAAUUUGACUUUCAGGUUCACUGAAUCAAAAAUUAUAACAUGUUUCAGAGGGGAAAAGUUAUUUUUAGUUGAAGUUGAACUGUUACCCCUCAAAUUGACCCAAGAGUUACAAUUUGCAAUCCAACAACUGACCUUAAAUAACCAACAAGCUAAUUGCAUUUUCUCAUUUUAGUGUCCAAGAUAUCAUUAAGUUCUACACAGAAAAGUUGCUGUAAAUCUCUAAAGCUACCAGGGUUAAAAUGACCCUUAAACAGCAAAGCAGGGUUAACUAAACUAUAAGAUGUAAAUGAUUUUGGGUUUGAAAACACCUUGGGACAAUAACGCUUAGCAUUGAGUACAUCCUGAAGCUGGAUAUACAUACACUUUUGGUUGUUUCAGUAAGUAGUUUUCAGUAAUAGCCUAGUUUUUUAACAAUUUAACAAUUCAAAUUUUUAAAUGAAUUAAAGUUCCAUGACAUCACCAUUAGCCAUCAACACAAAAGUUGCCACUUCACAAGACGACAAAAUCAGUAACAACUAUGGAUUUUUUGUUUUAUCUCUUCAGCAUUCACACUUAAAAACAAACAUAUGCACCUGCAACACAUGGAGACAUCUGCCUUACCCAAAUCGCUUCCCAUCCCCCGUCUUAUACAGAGGCCUUUGCCCACACAGUGAUCUGUCAUUGAGAAGCUCACAGAAACGCCUGACGAGCCUGUGUGUUGUUCAACUUCAUUUAACCUUCGCUUUAGUACCUUGCUUUGAAAAAAAAUGUUUUAAUGGAAAUGAUUUUCAAAAGAACAUUGAAGCCAUAAUGAAGAAUCUCCUUUAACAGCUGAGGUCUCUCUUCUCAAUGGGGGGAAAACAAAAGGACGGGACAGGCAACAUCUGUGAUUUACCACUGCACUCUGAACAGCCUCCAGACUGAAAGCAAGCGCCAUCUGAUGGGCUUGUGAAGAAAAACAAUCGUCUAGACAAAUGUCACCUGGACACAAGGGGCAUAAUAAUUUUGUAAGAAUUUAAUGAACUAGUUUUGACACUGUAGAAUUUAGAAACUGGCAAUACAGUAUUUAGGUUUAAAGGAUUCAAGGUAUUCAAAAGGGAGUAUAUAAAUUGGGGUACAUUUAAUUUAAUUUCUUAAGACAUCCCAUUGUUUGCUAACUGUUAAACCAAAAGUUUUUAAAUCAAAUGUUAAAAUUUAGCUAAACCAAACAAACAAAGUACGGGUUCAUUGAAUCUGUUUUUAACUGUUAAUACAAAUGAUUUAAAAU